CUUCGUGUAUUCACCAUUCUAGUCUAGGUGACAUUGGUGAAGUCAUCUGUGCUCAUUUGGCACUAUUGAAAUUAACCUAUAACUUUGCAUUAACCUAAAGAAGAAGAAAAAAGUAAAAAUCGGUGAUUUUAACAUUUCACAAAAAUAAUUUACCUUUCCAGAUUAUGCUAAAACCUAAAAGAAAGAAAGCAAGACAAAGUUUGCAUAAUAUUUAUAAAAUAGUAAUUCGGCCUUAUUCACUUAAACUGGCCGAAUGAGGGAAACAAAUACGAUCACAAAAUAAGAAGUUAUUGGAAGUUAUUAGUCUUGUGUUUGAUUUACAUUUACAAUAAAUAACCAUGGUGGAAGUUGAAGUAAAAAUAAAAGAAGAUAUGAAAAAAUUAGGAUGUAAUUGUGAUAAGAAAAUAGUGUUAGCUUACUACUUGUACAUAUACUUAGUCGAUCAAAAGCUCAUGUAUGACACAGAGUACUGUUACAACAAAGAUGUGGACACUCUCUAUGUAGUUGCAAGACCGAGGAAACAUGAGAAAUUAAACAUAUAUGUGCCAAUACCGACAAGCGUCGAUGUGUCAAUGGAUCUUAUUAGUGUUUUACAAGAAAAUUUGUGUACGGUAGAAACUGGGCCAAGUGUGAAUUUGGCUUUUGUCGAACAAGACCUUACCAUAGUUAUUUACACUUUUACAAAGGGUCUUGCUGAACGACGACCUGCUGAGGCGAUAGAGCAGGUCAGACAGAAAGCUCAGAGGAGAAUUUUUAUUAACAGUGAAUUAAAGAAAAACCAAAGUAAAAUUUUGAAUGAUGCCUUUAACGGUGGAUUUGUUGAGGAUGACGAUUGUCAAUUUUUAGAUUAGUGACGUAAGAAACAUGAAAUAAGGUUUAGUAUAUCGGUGGUUGAAUCAACAGUGUCAUUCAGUAUUUGUUUAAUAUUUACCUUUUUAUGUAAUGCAAUGAUAAAUAAAAACAAAAGUUCAUUUGGCACCGUAGCUUCGUUUCAUCAUAAAUCAAAAACUUGUGACAAUGAAAAUACCAGAAAAAUUUAAUUUAAAUCUGUAAACACAGCUACCAUGACGUUGAUUAUCAAGAGCGUAGUACACCCUCAGUCCAACUAACCGCUGAAGAAAGAAGCUAUAUGUAAAGGUCAGAUUUAGGGUUGUAAAAACUACAGGCAUUAAUAGAGCACAAUGUGAAACUUGUCACCCCAUUUAAAUACUCCGACUGAUGUAUAGCGAAUGCAAUCAACCAACAACAGACAGUUUGUCGAAUUGGUUUUCGUAUUAAAAUGUAAUUUGGUUUCAAUUUACCACCAACUUGUUUGAUAUGACGAUCUAUAUGCUUGUAAUUAUUUUUGUAACAAGAUAGUUAACUUCGCUGAUUUAAUGUAAAACUGGCAUGUUAAUAAUUUUACAUUUAAUAUUAAUUUAAAAAAUGUAAUUUGUAAUUAUAUAAUUUAAGAUGCAAAUAAAAAUUAGUCGUAUUAUUUAUUGUUUAUUGAUCAUAAAUUAUACACUUGAAAUGGUACACAUAUCCACUCUGUAUAGCAGUCUAAAGACUUGGGUGGGUACAGAACUAGAAAAUAAACUGCUGUUUAUAUCAUAACACUUCGUUGAAAAAUUUAAAUAAGUAAUUAAAAAAUUGUAUCAUCUAUGUUUAUGACAUACAAAAUAUAAAUGAUAUAUUAUACAACGUAAGUAGAAAAAGAUUUAUUAUACCUUGCAAUACAAAAUGAAAGCUUAGUUGCAUUAAACGCUGAGCUCUGUCGAAUAAUAUCUCUAAUAUAAAGAUCCCAUUGCAGUAAUAAAUAUUAUGAGUAUAAAAAAGUCUUAAAAUAUUGAUUAAAAAGUAUUUUCAGUCAAAAUCUAUAAUAUACAGAAGUAUAGACACUAUUCUUUUUCUUCUAUCUAUUCUUAUUUGAUACAAGUUUUAAUAUUUAAUUCUCAGUAUAUGUGGCCACUAACCUUAAAGUAACAUUAUCGCCUAUGCCAUAACCACAAAAGUAAACUGUUUGGUACUAAAGACAGACAGAAUCAUCAGAUACAACUUUCUUCAUAUCACAGAGUACCAUCUGAGGGAUUCCUAUUCUUUAUAUACAAAUCUAUUUACUUUUAUGAUUCACUAUUUAAUAAAAAAUGAAUUCUAGCAAAAA
Molecule: messenger RNA, 2143 nt
Organism: Melitaea cinxia (Glanville fritillary)
Lineage: Eukaryota; Metazoa; Arthropoda; Insecta; Lepidoptera; Nymphalidae
Exons: 2
Coding region: 339-851 (170 amino acids)
Biological process (GO): tRNA splicing, via endonucleolytic cleavage and ligation
Molecular function (GO): nucleic acid binding
Source: RefSeq, a predicted model, not a curated record